Mobula hypostoma (lesser devil ray) is the source of this 16042-nucleotide messenger RNA. RefSeq names its product leucine-rich repeat transmembrane protein FLRT1-like. The transcript is spliced from 2 exons. Gene Ontology annotation, molecular function: protein binding. Lineage: Eukaryota; Metazoa; Chordata; Chondrichthyes; Myliobatiformes; Myliobatidae. The coding region runs from base 2918 to 4837 and encodes 639 amino acids. The record is from RefSeq and is a predicted model, not a curated record.
UCUCAUGAAAAUAAAUUACAUUGGCAUGGGAUCUGGAGAUCUUGCUUUCUGAUCUAGAGUACAGUGGAUAGCAGGGAGGAAAAGGGAAUGAGAGAAGACCAGAAGUAAAAAUUUCACAGAAUGUAAACAGACGCAACUGACUCAAUCAUUCACACCCAGCCCCAUUGGGAAAAUAAUUCUUGUGGAUCACCAUUGUCAUGUUUAUCCAGGCUUUGCCAAAUCAGCAGCAACUCUAAAGACAGAAAACAGAUUGCACUGUAAUUGUUCUGAUAACGAGCACAAAUAAGACAAGUGCUUAAAUGGUUACAAGCACCUGCUCCAUAAACAUAGACUAGUGAACUUUAAGAGACUACUAGACAGGUAUAUGGAGGAAUUUAAGGUGGGGGAUUAUAAGGGAGGCAGGAUUUGAGGGUUGGCACAACAUUGUGGGCCGAAGGGCCUGUAAUGUGCUGUACUAUUCUAUGUUCUAUGUUCUAAAGUCUUGCUCAAAUCGAAAAACAAAAUACAACAGUGGCUGGAGAUCUGCAGGAAAUGCUCUCUAGAUUAGGCAGCAUCUGUAAGUGGAGAAACAGUCAACAUGUUAAGUUAAUCAUUGUUCAUUUGUUCAUGCAUGGAGUCUGCAUUGAGACUCGGGGGGGGGGGGCGGGGUGCUCAAUGCCUUCAGGAUUCCCAUGAGUAAACAUGAACACUGCAUAUUUUUCAAGGAUAUGGUCACCUACCUACAGGAAAGAUGUAAAGAAAGUUGAAAGAGUACAGAGGAAAUUUACAAGAAUGUUGCUGGGACUGGAGGACCUGAGUUAUAAGGAAAGAUUGAACAGGUUAGGACUGUAUUCCUCAGAAUGUACAAGAUUGAGAGGAGAUUUGGUAGACAUAUACCAAUAGGGGUAUAGAUAGGGUAAAUACAAGCAGGCUUUUUCCACUGAGGUGGGGUGGGACUACAACCAGAGGUCAUGGGUUAAGGGUGAAAGGUGAAAACUUUAAGGGGAACAUGAGGGGAAACCUCUUCACUCAGAGGGUGGUGAGAGUGUGGAAUGAGCUGCCAGAGCAAGUAGUGGAUGUGGUCUCGAUUUCAAUCUUUAACAUGAGUUUGGAUAGGUGCAUGGAUGGUAGGGGUUAUGGAGGGCUAUGGUACCGGUGCAGUUUAAAUGGUGGCAGCAUGGACUAGAUGGGCCAAAGUGCCUGUUUGUGCUGCGACUUGGAGAAGACUUUGGAAACCUUCCCUAGGCACAUCUUGGAAAUCUCAUGUCUUCGACAUGAGUGUCCUUAAUUUCAUUGCAGCAUACUAUCCUCCACAACUAGAGGAUGGGUGUAAGGCAGGGGUCCCCAAACUUUUGCGCACCGCAGACCGGUUUAAUAUCAACAAUAUUCUUACGGACCUCGCGUGCAUUCAAGUUCAACGGUGGGCGUGACAGGGAAUGAGGAAAGGUGCAGCUGACUCAUAUCGUUUCAUAUCGCCAAAUCAUGUCGUUUCCUCGCACAUGCUUGCGGCCCGGUGGUUGGGGACCACUGGUGUAAGGCACUGAAACAAUAUUUAAUCACCCAGCAGUUGUAGGUUAAUUGGUUAUUGUAAAUUGUCCCAUGAUUAGGCUUGGACUAAAUUGGGGGAUUGCUGGGUGGUGUGGCUCAAAGGGCAGAUAAUCUCAUUUUCGUGUUGCUAUAUGGGGGUGAACCUCUCAUUUCACAACAAAGGAAUAAGUCACAUUGACAGCUAAAGAUGUGUAAAAAGAAUAACAAAAGACCUAUUCUUCCUGUAUUGGAGGAACAGUUGCCUUUGGCAGAAUUUGUUAGUGAUGGUUACUGAGUACAACAAGGAAGAGCAAUGAUACAAAUGAAGUAACGGUGGUGUACACGUUCUCCAAAAAUAAAACAGUAUCCUUGAUAGUAACCAUUCUAGUGCAAUAUUCAUGAGUUCAGGAGAGUUACUAAGGAAGAGAGGAAAUUAACCAGAGGCCUUGCUCCUGAUCUCUCUGCAGUGACCAAUCCCUGAUAGUUACUUAUGCAAAUAUCAGAUAAAGACUGCUGGCAUGUCAUUUCGUCCUAAAUCGACACCACCCAUUUAGGUUUACAAAGCUGGGAAAUUCCACCCAAGUUUUACUCAGUGCCUCUAAAGGAAAUUAUUUCUUCGUAUCAAAAGUAGGAACAAAAGUUAGGCAAACUAUUUUAUAGUAUAGGCUAAUUUUCUUUUGCUAUUUGCUGCUUUUAACUCUGGACAGACAGCUCCGGAUUUUUGUUUGAAACUAUUUACUACGUCUUAAAGAAACACAAUAACAAACAAGAAGUGGGUUGGAUACCAAAUUCCUUUGUCAUUCAAGUGAAUGCAACUGGUCAAGGUUCACACUGGAAGUUCCUUAAGAGCUGUGACAGCUCUCUAUUGCAUGUUCAGUGACUGGACAGAUAAAGAACCUGUGUUUCAAUUCCAUAGCUAUGUAAUGUAAUACCAGGAAUCCCACUGACUUUGUUCUGGAGACUGCUUACUCACUCUCUCUCUCUGGUAGCUGGACUAUAGACUAGAGCUCUUCCUCUGCUUGCUGUUGAAGAAUCCAGCAGGGAAAUAAAAGGCUGGUUUCAACUGAAACAAAGAAAAAAGGGACUUUUCGAGCAGAUAAAAAGAGGGAAAUACACAAAAUUUAAGUAUUUUCGGAAUCUUUGCCGGAAAUUCAGAAAAGCAAGGGAAGCCUGGAAUGUGAACACCAGAAUCUGUGGGGGAUUUGCCUGGGAGAAUUAUAAUGCAAAACUACAAAUAUAAGGCUUAAACAAAACGAUAAGUAGACCAAAGGAGGAUCACUUCUGCUGUUGGACACAAGCCAUUCCAGCGAAUUCUGUUCAGUUCAGAUGCUACAGGAACUGAAAGUAGAGUGAAAGAGAUUAUAAGCCGACAGAAAUAUAAAUUACCAACCUCUGAAUAUCACUUCAAACAAUGGAUUUCAAAAAUUGUUUGUUGUUCUGCGCUACCAUACCAACACUACUGAUGCCAAGUGUUUUAUCAGCUUGUCCUUCGAUGUGUCGGUGUGACAAUGGAUUCGUUUACUGCAAUGAUCGGGGAUUGACAUCCAUUCCUGCCAAAAUACCCGAAGACUCCACGACACUUUUCCUGCAAAAUAACCAGAUUAACAAUGCCGGGAUCCCAAACAAACUGAAGUAUCUAUUGAAUAUAAAAGUGAUUUAUCUUUAUGAAAAUUCUUUAGACGAGUUUCCAAUAAACCUUCCUAGAUCACUCAGAGAGUUGCACCUUCAAGACAACAACAUUAGGGCCAUUACCCAUGACGCAUUGGCAAGGAUUCCUCUCCUGGAAAAGUUACAUUUGGAUGACAACUCAGUGUCCACAGUUAGUAUUGAGGAAGAUGCUUUUGCUGACAGUAAGCACCUCAAACUGCUCUUUCUAUCGAGGAAUCACCUGAGCAGCAUCCCGACUGGUCUUCCGAAAACACUGGAGGAAUUGAGAUUGGAUGACAACCGGAUUGCAACCAUUCCACAAUAUGCUUUCAAAGGUUUAGUCAACUUGAGGCGUUUGGUAUUGGAUGGUAACCUUUUAGCUAAUCAAAGAAUUGCAGAUGAAACUUUCAGCAGGCUGCAAAAUCUGACUGAACUUUCACUGAUCAGAAACUCCCUGAGUUUUCCACCAACAAAUCUUCCCAGUUCAAAUUUACAAAAGCUGUAUCUUCAGGAUAACCUCAUUAGCUAUGUUCCACCCAAUGCUUUUUCUAAAAUGAGGCAGAUACAGAGACUAGACAUAUCGAACAACAACCUAACGAGUUUGCCCAAAGGAGUCUUCGACGACUUGGUCAACUUGAGUCAGCUGCUGUUACGCAACAACCCUUGGUACUGUGGCUGCAAGAUGAUGUGGCUGAGAGACUGGCUGCAAACAACAGCGUUUCAUGUCAACGUGAGGGGGUUGAUGUGCCAAGGUCCCGAAAAAGUUCGAGGAAUGGCGGUCAAAGACAUCAAAACAGAAAUGAAUGAAUGUUUACGUGGUGGCAAUCCAGCUCCAAAGACAACCCCAAUCAUACAUACAGUAACUGCCACUCAAGGAUUACAUUUCACAUAUAAACCAAGGCAGCCAAACAUGAAGUCACCAGAUUUGACUGUAGACCAUCCCUUGUCAGGAGGGUCAGGAACAAAACCAAUAAUCAUCAAUGUAAUGCCUUUAACAGCUGACAGCAUUCGCAUAACAUGGAGGGCAAUGUUGCCAGUCACUUCCUUCAGGCUUAGUUGGCUGAGACUCGACCAUAAUCCGUCAGUUGGAUCCAUCACUGAAACCUUGGUACAAGGAGACCAAACUGAAUAUCUUCUCACAGCCCUUGAGCCCAAGUCGACCUACAUCAUCUGCAUGGUUACAAUGGAGGCCAGCAAUUUCUACGUAAGAGACGAGACUCCGGUCUGUGCUAAAGCAGAGACUGCUGAUCUGUAUAGCCCGACCACAACAUUAAACCGGGAGCAAGAAGAAUCAGACCAAGGAGUCCUACCCCUGGCUGGUAUUAUUGGAGGCGCAUCAGCUUUAGUAUUCAUUGUUGUCGUCCUUGCAGCGUUCUGCUGUUACAUCAACAACAACCGGAAUGUUUUCUCACAGGAUCAACCAUACAACAGAGGCUGUAGGAAAAAGGAUGACUACGCAGAGGCAGGAACGAAAAAAGACAAUUCCAUUUUAGAAAUCCGAGGGAGUGGGUUUCAGAUGAUACCACUCAACAACCAACAACGACCGAAGGAGGACUAUGUGAUCCACACCAUAUUUCCAUCCAAUGGGACAAGUAUUUACAAGAACAGUCAUAGAACAGCACUUGGCAGUAACCGAGGUUACAGAGACGGUGGGAUACCAGAUGCUGAAUACUCUUACACGUGAUUGCAGAGAUGCUUUACGGCAUUUUUCAUCUUCAAUGCACUGCAAACAAAAGAUAUUUACAAAAAAGAUCAUAAAAACCAUUAGGGACAAAACACAAAGUCCAGCAGUAAAUGUCUGGCACAAUAUUUUGUACAUUUGUCAUAUAAUUUAUAUUUAAUAUGCUUAAAAGAUUAAAAAAGCUGGAUAUUUAGAAAGAAAACACAGCUUCCUAAUUGUAUUCAAGCCAUUCUUUCUUUCGCAUUUUGGUUAGAAGUGGGAUAAAGAAUGAACAGCCUACUCUGGAAUCAUAAGGCAUUUUAAAGACUCAGAAAUGUUUUAGUAUCAAACAAGUAAACAAUGUAGAAAUUCUUUUAGCAAUGCGUUCUUUUCCCACCAUGUUGAAGAUUUACUGCAUAUGGUUCAGCAAAACAUAUGUGCAUACAUACAUACAUAUAUAUAUAUAUAUAUAUAAAAGUUCUGUUUCUCUGUGCAGGAUUUAAAUUUCCCCAUACUUCCAGUGGUAUCAUCUGUUGAUGUUUUGUUUCCCUCUGUUCUGCAAUGGUGUUUUAAAACAGAAAAUUAGUUUUAAAAUAUUUAGUUCUUUAUGGUGUUGCUUGUGGUGCUGUUUUAGGACAUUAUCAUAAUUGGGAAAAGAGACAGAAUAUCAUAGUUACUUUUGAAGACAGUUUUGCUAAAACAUUUUUUAAAAAAUCAAGUUAGAUAUUUGUGCACCUAGACCAUGAAUUAUAUGUCCUUAAAUGAGAAGCCAAAUGGUUAUCUGACCUGUCAUGACAUUGAUUCUCUCAACUUAAUUCUAAGAACUAUUGCAGGAAAAGCUGCAACUAAAACAAAUUUAGACACAAUAGAAAAAUUUGCAAUUUAUUUGAAUAAUUUCCAAGCCUUAGUUUUGUUCUGUAGUUACAUUUCCAUAAUACAAAGUGCAGAAUAAUUAACGUCACGGUGAAUUCGGUUUUGACAAAUUAUCUGCAUUAAGUGAAACGCCCUGCCUUUUUUAUAAAAGCUCCUUAAUUUUGAGGAAAACAAUAUAAUUUCUGAAGUGACUAGUAAAACUAAAUGUUCAAAGGGUUAAAAACUUUCUUCAUAAAAUAAAUUAGUCCGAAUGUUGUGAAAAGAACACAUUUAAACUGAAGCACACCCAAGGCUUGGUGUUAAAUAUGUUUCAGUGAUAAAAGGUGAUGCUUCUAAUGGAAAUGUUUCAAUAUACCAGAGCUGCGCGUGUAUUAUCUACUGCUAACCUAAGCAUUGGAGGCUCAUCUUCCUCAUUGUAAUGUUGGAUUUUUGUCCCUUUCUAUGGUGAUCAUCCAGAAAUGCAUUUUUAUGUACUGAGAAUUCUUUCAGGAAAUGUAUACAUCUUUACUGAAAGCACCUUCUGUUCCAAACAGUGUUAAUUUUAUUCCUGUUUAUUAGUGACAAGAUUUCCUGAACAUUUGAGUUGAUAGCCUCAAACUUUUCUACCUAGCAGGUACAGUAAUACCCUGGAUUGAUGAUUAACAGAAAUAAUAUGAAGAUUAUCUAAAAGUUUGCCAGUGAAUAAUUUUUAAGCACGAUUAGCAAGUCACAACUGACUUUUUAAAGAAAUUCUCCUUAAACUGUAAAAUACUCUAAUAUUUUUAUGACCUUAAAUAUUGUUAUCGAGAUCAUAUUUCCACACUAAUGAUGAUGUGAUAUUGAAUAUUAAAAGAUCUGGAGAGAGUGGAUGUGGAGAGGACGUUUCCUAUAGUGCGGGAGUGUAGGACCAGAGGGCACAGCCUCAGAAUACAAGGACGUCCCUUUAGAACAGAGAUGAGGAGGAAUUUAUUCAUCCUGACGGCAGUGAAUCUGUGCAAUUUAUUGACACAGAUGGCUGUGGAGGCCAAGUCAUUGGGUAUUUUCAAACAGAGGUUGAGGGGUUCUUCAUUAGUAAGGAUGUUAAAGAUUACAGGGAGAAGGCAGGAGAAUGGGAUUGAGAAAGGUGAUGGAAUGACAGAGCAGACUCAGUGGGCCAAAUGGCCUAAUUUUGCUCCUUAUGGUCAUUGUAGUUACAUCAUCUCACCUUUUGCAGUCAUUUCACAGUUCUAAUUUGUAUCUAAGUAACCAGAAAAUACUGAUUUAUUUUAAAUUAGAGAAUUUUAAUGAGAAUAUUGAUUACAUUGUUUGAUUGUAUCUUUCCCCACUGCAACCUCCCACCAAACCCAACACUUCUAAAUUACUUUCAGAAAUGGAAUUUAAAAAAGAUUGACAAAAUAUAAUAGGAAGAUUUUUACACUAGUAGGAUAUAGAUUUUCAUUCCAGAUAGGCUGAACAUUCUGCACUUUAACUACUUAAAUAUACACCUGAUAGCUUCAGAUCAUCUUGACUGUCGCACCAGUCGGACCAGAUGAAAGCAGAACUACUCAAAUAACCUGCUUACCGCAGCAAUGUUGGCAUUUAUACUUUACGCCUCAGAAGAGUCAGAAUUAUAAUAGAUCCUCAAAUUAAAAUGUUUGUUAAAAAUGCUUCACUUAAAUCAAAUGUUACACAAAGCAUUUGUCUCAACCACUCAGAAUGUAAUUAAAAUGCAGUGCGCAGUCCAUGCAGGCAGUAGAGUGCAUAAAACAAAAUAUUGAUUCUAAUCCACUGCGCCAUUAUUUGGGAAAGAUGUACAUUUACAGCUUUAAAGUGAGAGCACACCUCAUUGCAGAGCGAUACAUUUUCAAAAUGAGAAAAACGAGCCACCAGCAAUCUUUGCAGCAUCAUUCUAAAAAACAGGAAAACUGCCAAUACUUCCACCAGACUGAUUAACAAACUGUUCUGAGCAGACAACCGUGAAUAAUUAUCCACUUCAAUGUUACAUGUAGGACUGAACAUUCAGCAUUCUCAACCUUGUCAAUUCAGCAAAGCUGACCCUGGCGACAUUAUAUACUCCGUGGCCACUCUAUUAUGUACCACCUGUACCUAAUGAAGUGGCCACUUCAUGGUCUGCUGCUGUAGCCCAUCCGCUUCAAGGUUCAAGAUGCUCUUCUGCACACCAUUGUUGUAGCGUGUGGUUAUUUGAGAUGCUGUCGCCUUCCUGCCAGCUUGAACCAGUCUGGCCAUUCUCCUCAAACCUCUCUCAUUAACAAGGCGUUUUCACCCUCAGAACUGCCACUCACUGGAUGUCUUUUUGUUUUCCGCACCCUUCUCUAUACUCUAGAGUAUAUGCUUAAGAAUCCGAGGAGAUCAGCAAUUUCUGAGAUACUCAAACCACCCCACCUGGCACCAAAAAUCAUUCCACAUCAAAGCCACUUUAGUUACAUUCUGAUGUUUGGUCUGAACAACAACUGGACCUCACGACCAUGUCUGCAUGCUUUUAGGCAUUGUGUUUCUGCCACAUGUUUGGCUGAUUAGAGUAAGUGUACAGGUGUACCUAAUAAAGUGGCCACUGCGUGUAAAUACCAAACUACUGGCUAAGAAAAGGUGGUUUUAGUGCAAGUACUGUAGAAGAAACUAUUAUAAUAUGUCACCACUUUUGACUAAUACUUUUACCUCAUAACCUUUCAAGUUUAAUGCCAUCAAGAGAAAUGGUCCUCCAUCAGUUAAAUAUAUUAAAAAUACAUUUUACAUGCUCCAGCAAGUUACCAAGUUGGCCUUCUUAGAGAAAAGUAAAUAAUAAGGAACUUUUGUGAUAGGUCUGUAAAAUUUACUUAAAGGUAUCUCUACCCUGGGAUUGCAAACAAACACCAAGAGAAGUAGCAAGCACACCAUUGCUCAGUUACAUAGGUAGAGGGAAAAAGUGAAAAAAGGUGAAGGGUUUUUUUAAAUUAUAUUUCUUUGUUUGGGAGACCCUUUAAAAGUCCAUGUCUCAAUGCAGUGGAAAACAUGACUAAUUUAUACACGUGUUAAAAUUUAUUACUUUGUUUCUCCGACAGACACUUUGGUUCAAAAAGGUACAGAUAUUUAUCUCCCAACAUGCUAUGCAGCUACGAAGGUGGUUGCUUAAUUCUUUAGUUGGCCUCUCUAACCUUUCUUCCUACAGCAAAACAAUAAUGUCUGCACUGUUACAUUAUCCAUUUAGUUACCAUUCAGGGCACAGCAUCAGGAAUUCAGCCAAUGCCCGAUUACAUACACCAGCACAGCACCGUGGAACGUUAAUCUCAUGAUUCAACACUUGUACAAGUUGAAGUAAGAAAAGUACUCCUUGAUCCAAAAUAAUUAAAAUUCAAUUUUGCCCAUGGCCUUACAUGAACUGUAGUAAAACAAGAAGUCAUCACCCUAAUGUCAUACAAGUUAAAAUGGUGUCCUCGAACAGAACUUCAUUUGGAAGUCUAUACAGGGCAGCACAACACUUUACAGUACAGGCAACCCAGGUUCAAUUCCCACUACUGCCUGUAAGGAGCUUGUAUGCUCUUGCACGUGGGUGCUCUGAUUUUCUUCCACAGUCCAAAGACACAUCACUUGGUAGAUUAAUUGGUCAUUGUAAAUUGUCCCAAUUUACAAUGACCAAGAGUUAAAUUGGGGGGGUUGAUGGGCGGCACAGCCCGAAGGACUAGAUGGGCCUAUUCUGCACUGUAUCUCCAUAAAUAGAUAAGUAAUUAAUAAAACUGCAAAAGGGAUUUAUGUCCUAUCAGAAUCAACUUUUCAGGAGUAACACAGAUUUCUCACAUACUCAGAUUUAUGAUUAACUGAAAUCAGAAUGACAAAACAAGCCCCUAAAACGUGUUUCAUUCACUCAUCCUUUCCUGAUCAUUAAGCCUUUCUUCCUAAAUAUCUCAGUCUCUGGAGUUCUGUAUCCUCCUUUAAAAUGUUCCCUAAGAGCUACUUGUUUGGCUAAACUAUUUGUCACAUGCUCUAUCCUUGGUUGUUUGAUAAGACAUUGGGACAUUUUACAAUGUUAGUGCAGUUAUUGUUGUUGAAAUGCAAGUUAUUGUGUUGAAAAAAAAUCUCCGUCAACUCCCUGCCGGUGUUCUGCUACCGUACUGCUCUGCGCCAAAAAAACCCUUCCCCACUUCUCUCAUUAUUCCUUGAAAGGGUAGAUAAUACUGUGUUUUUCUUCAACAGGCCAAUCUUGUACUGUUUGAUCACCAUCAUGGGCAUUACAUGUGUACUCUGAAAUAGAAAAGCAUUACCGAUCAGAAAGCUAAAUUAUGGAUGUUUUUCUAUAACCUUCUAAUCUCAUCAUCGAAAAUGUAAAAUCUCCAGUGUUCAGAGAAUGCGCCAUCUACCUACUCAGACAUAUCACCAUCAUUUUAGUUCAGUGCCUAACAACCUGAUAAUUUGCUUUAUAUAAAAUUCACUUCACAUGAACCCAACCUUGAAGUGUCACAAAAUCAAUAUUUAAUUCAUAAGUAACAAUCUUUACAAAUUCUAAAUAAUUACCUUUAUUGUCUUUCUUCAUUUCCAACAACAUGAACAAUUGUGUGCAUGGUAAAACUAUAAUGGCAAAGAUAAUUAUGAUCAAAAUAUUCCUGCAAAAAAUUAUAUUAUAUGACUCAGUUGGUAUUCCCCAUUGCACAAAUUGUCCUUUUAUAGCAUUUGGCACUAGGAUUUCACAGAAAAAGAUCUUUACUCUUUCCAUGCAGCAAUUAACUUUGAAACAAAGUAUUAAAUUAAUAAUUGUCUUUUAAAAUCCCUACCCAUGCACUAAAAAGUACCAAGGAGAAUCUGAAACACAAGAAACUCUGAAGAUGCUGGAAAUCCAAAGCAACACACACAAAAUGCUGGAGGAACUCAGCAGGUCAGGCAGCAUCUAUGGAAAAGAGUGGACAGUCAGCGUUUCAGACCGAGACCCUUCAUCACGACUGGAAAGAAAGGAGAGAAAUCAGAGUAGGAAGGUGGGGGGAGAGGAAGUACAAGGUGGUAGGUGAUAGGUGAAACCGGGAGAGGGGGAGGAGUGAAGUAAAGAGCUGGGAAGUUGAUUGAUGAAUGAGAUAGAGAGCUGGAGAAAGGUGAAUCUGAUAGGAGAGGACAGCAGACCAUAGAAGAAAGGAAAGGGGGAGGAGCACCAGAGGGAUGUGAUGGAUAGGUGAGGAGAUAAGGUGAGACAGGGAAAUAGGACUGGGAAACGGUGAAGGAGAAGGGGGGGGCAAUUACUGGAAUUUUGAGAAGUCAAUGUUCAUGCCAUCAGGUUGGAGGCUACCCAGACAGAAUCUGGGUUAGUCACCUUCCAUUCUCACUACAGAAAGUCUUAAUUACUUUGCAGACUAUGUGGUCAUUUCUGAGUUGUAGCUAAGACACCAAACUUUUAUUUUAAGACUGAUUAUUUAAUUUUUCCAUGUAUUUCUGUGUCCAAUUAUGUUGAAGUUAUGUUGAACUAGGAUUGCAACGCAUGGUAAUAUAAUGACUGAGUAUUUGGACUAAUAAUCCUGAUAGGUCCAAACCCCUGCCUUCUGUCCUAUGGGCUAUUUGAAAAUUUGAGCCAAAUUGAAAAAAAAGACUACACCAGAAUUUUGAAUCGGUUACCAUUUUGGAAAACCCAAGGUGUUCAUUAAAAUCCCUUAUGGAGGGUAACAGCUUUUAGGCUUUUAGUCAACUGCGCUGUCACCUCAGCAUGGUUGAGUCUUAAUUGCUCUCUGGCCUAGCAAAGGGAGAGGACAAAUUGGGAUGUGCGAUAAAUAUUUACAUUGCCAGCAAUGACCAUGUUCUCAAAAUUUAAACAUUAUGUAUAUAUUUUUUUAAAUUUUCACUUCAUGUCAACAAAGCAAAUCUCAGAACACUGCUGAUUUUCUAUUCUUCUCCUUCCUAUUUGGGUUUCACUUAAAGUAAGGAAGCAUGCCUUUGAGAAACAAUGCUUUACUACAUUUAAUUUCUCGUUUUUAGCAGAAUAAUGGCUCCUGAUAAUUUGCUGCUUUUAUAUAAGCAACGUUAUCACUGGAAUGCCAUUGAAAGGAUCAUUAUAAAUUAGCAAAAGUCUGUCUUGGCCAAUCAGUACACUGUGCUACUUCAAAUCAAAAUUCUUUUCAGGUCCAUGCCAUGCAUCAUUCAGAAUCAAUUGCUCAUGCAAGUGCUUUUUGCACAAAUGUUUCCUUAACUCCAAUAGAAUUACCAUUCUCUACUUCAGGCAAAUUCCUGAUGAUGAAAUUGCUUAAAACCUUAAAGCAAAAAUCCCUACUUAGAGCAUACAUGGUUCAGGUGACGUCUUGCUUAUGAAAUGUUCUUUCUGUCACUGUCGCAAGAUACGAGUUUGAUGUUAGUAGCAGGAAAAUCCAGUGAGAAUAUAAAAUGGUGGUCACUGUUGGGAGACGCAGCCGACUGCAGAAACAGUUUGGCCUCAGAUCACUUACCUACUUACCAUUCUGAUCAAAACACUGGCAAAGAAAUGCCCCAAAAUUAUUCCUAAAAUUAGUUAAGUGGGGACUAGGCCACGAAUAAUGAAAAAAACAAGGUGAAUUAUUGCCUGUAUCCAGUACACUGGUCAAAUCUACAUACUCAGCUUAAAGAUCAAAGAAUGAAUACAUGGAAAUGCAGUUCAAAAGGACGUGGAGGUAAAUACUGGAACUGCAGAAAUAUUGCCUUACUGAGAGGAGCUAACUCUCAGAAGGUGAAUUAAUAUUCUUAGCUCUGGCAUCUGCUGUACAGUGUGAAUAAUUAUGUCCUAAUCAAGACAAUAAAUCAUAAGGAGCGGGUUAAUUAGUUAAACUCAAUCAUAGUUAUAUAGAAAAUGGUCACUCCUUUUUCAUUCUCUGAAUGUCGUAUUGUUUAGGGUUGGCUUGCUGUGUUUUUGAGGAGAAUUGCUACAGGAGAAAAAAGGAUUUUCAGAAACAAAAAACCAAAGUGCAUUGUGAAGCCCUUUGGCCUCUUUUUGUAGGUGCCUUGAAAUUUCAAUGUUAAUGUGUGUUCAAGCUGAAACAUGCUGACCUUUUACUUGUACAUACAAAUGUGAAAAUUUCCUUGUUCUCUUCAAAAUAAAAUUUUUGAAAAUACAGACGGUGUCUAUCAGUGGUAACUUAGCUUUGUCAGUUAUAUUUUUUCCUAUCGGAGCACUGCUGCCAAAUUUUGUAGAUGAUCAGAGUAAAAUGAGGUAUCUUCCACUUACAUUAAAAAGUUGUUAAAUCAAUGUAGGUUUGUGGUCGUGGUUUCUCUUGUUCUGCAAGAAAUCUCUGCGCAUUAUCACCCAACUCCCCAAAAAAGCCACAUUCAGUUCCUGUCAUUCAUUCACUGACCCGUCUCCAACCUUACUUUCCUCUCCAACAACAUUAAACUUUGAGUGCUUUCUAAAUCUCACUCCUCCUACUUCAUGUUUAAAUUUCCCGGCUUUCUAACCCGUCUGUUCGGCUGGUGGUGAAGUGGCGUCCGCACCGGACUUCAGGGCGAGUGGUCCCGGGUUCGAAUCCGGCCGGCUCCUUGCACACCUUCCAUCUGUGCUGGGUUGAGCAACUCUGCCUCAUAAAACAGAAAAACGCUAAAGAGACAGCGAGGUUGCCACCUGAUGUGCCAAACAAGGCACAAGGAGGAACUUUACCUUUUUACUACUUUCUAACCUGGGUACAGAAUAAAUUAUUUUCUCUGUGAAUAUAGUGCACAAUAUCCUUAUUCUGCAGAUGUUGGAAGCCUUGAGCACCACAUGCAAAAUGCUGGAGGAACUCAAAGGGUCAAGCAGCAUCUGUGUAGAGGAAAUAAACAAUCAACGUUUUGGGCUGAGAUCCUUCUUCAGGACUGGAAAGGAAGGGGGCAGAAGCCAGGAUAAGAAGGUGAGAGGACGGGAAGGAGUACAAACUGGUAGGUGAUAGGUGAAACCAGUUCAAGUGGAAGGUGGAUGGGUAGGGGAGAGGGGAAUGAAGUAAGAAGCUGGAAGGUGUAGGUGAAAGCAGUAAAGGGCUGAAGGAGGAGGAAUCUGAUCGGAGAGAAGGGAAGGAGGAGGGGCACCAGAGGGAAGCUAUGGUCAGGUGAGAAGACAUGGCAUAAGUGGGAAACAAGAAUGGGGAUGGAAAAAGUGAAAAGGAGGAAGGGGGAAGAAAUUACUGGAAGUUAGAGAAAUCAAUUUUCAUGCCAUCAAGUUGGAGUCUAUCCAAAUGGAAUAUGAGGUAUUGCUCCUCCAACCUGAGAUUGGCCUCAUCAUGGCACAAAUCAGAUUGGGAAUGGGAAUAGGAAAUCAAGUUGAAAUGGCUGGCCACCUGAAUAUCCCACCUUUUGUGGUGGAUGGAGUAAAGGUGCUCGGUGAAGCAGUUCCCCAAUACAGAGGAGGCCACACCAGGAGCUCUGGAUUCAGUGGAUGACCCCGGCAGAUUUGCAGGUGAAGUGUUGCCUCCUUUGCAGGGAUAGGUGACUAGAGGGAGAUCAGUGGGGAGGGACGAGUAGACAAGGGAGUGAAGUAGACAUCAAUCCCUACGGAAAGCAGAGAGUAAGGAUGAUUGGGAAAAUGUGCUAUUGUUGAAAAUAUCCUUUUCUAAACCAUCUGUAGCCUUUGACAUAUCUGACAAUGCUUCUCUCUGUUCUUUUCAUAUCGAUCCAGCCGUAACCAGAAAGUGUGCCAUCUAAGACAUCAUGGGCCCAAGAGCCCGUUCCUGCGCUGUGCUGCUCCAUGUUCUAAAUUUUGCCCAGUCAACAUCUACACUCUGUCCCAUUAAUUUCAUCCAAAAACACAUCUUCAUACUCCAUAUAAUGUCAAGUUCUGCCUGACCUACACCUCUCCAAAUACCUCCACUAUUGCAAUGGGUGGCACAGUGGUACAGCGGUUAGCGUAACACUUCACAGUACCAGCGACCUGGGUUCCAUUUCCGCCGCUGCCUUUAAGGAAUUUGUACAUUCUCCGCGUGCUCUGGUUUCCUCCCACAGUCCAGUUGGUAGGUUAAUUGGUGAUUGUAAAUUGUCCCAGGAUGAAGCUAGGAUUAAAAUCAGGGGAUCGCGCGGCUCAAAGGGCUGAAAGGGCCUAUUUUGCAAAUAACACAAAUACUAGAAACAUGGAAUAAAAUAGAAAAUGUUCAGCAGGUCAGGCAGUGUUAGUGGAAAGGCAACAGAUUUCACCGACCGGAAAAAUUAACUACUUUCUAUAGCUGUCAUUCACCUGUCACCCCAAAAGUUCUUGCUUUCCUAUUUCAGUUCCCUCCAUAAGCCUGCCACCAUUCAGCCCCUCCAACCACACCUCUCUAGCCUUUAAUGUCUCUCCAAUUUCCAAGACAUUAAUUUUGUCCUGAGGUGCAUGGUCACUUCUCCUUCAGCUAUCCGUGCCAUAAACUUCCCAAGCCUCUUAUGUUUCAUAAAAAUUUUAUCUUUGAUCAAGUUAUCUCAAUAACUUCUCCCAUGGUUCUUAAUAUCUUUUUCCAUGGUUUUUGUUUCAGAUUUUGUCUAUAAAAGUCUUGUUAUGUUUUUCCAUGUUAAAGUUGGCAUAACAAUUCAAGUUAUGAUUGCAUUUUUGAAGGCACCAGAACCUCUGAUGCUGUCUGAUACAGUCACUGAUCCCCCAGCAUUUGAAUACGUUGUCUGUUGCUCCUUUUCAGUUCUUCAUGUUUCCCUACUGGAAAUGUCUGUCUCAACCAGGGAGAACAUUCAGAUGACCCAGACAUCUGAGUCUCCAGCAAAUGUCUGUGUCCAAGCCGUCACAAGAAACACAGUAUAAUUUUGAUAAGUAAUUGCUAAUUUAUUUGUUAUUCUCACUUGUUCUGUGGACAGUGGUCUCAGCCCGCAACAAUAGCUGCUAACUUCCCUCUAUAGACAUUGCCCAAACUGCUGAUUCCCUCCAACAUGUUGUGUGCUCUGCUGGGUGAAAAGAAUUGUUUGCAUGCCAACCACACAGACUAUUCCAUACAUUAAUGCAUUGAGGUUGUACAAAAGGAGAACAGUUAGUCCUGACGAAGGGUCUCAGCCCGAAACAUCGACUGUACCUCUUCCUAUCGAUGCUGCCUGGCCUGCUGCAUUCACCAAUAUUUUUUGUGUGUGUUGACAGAAUAUAUUCUAUCAGUUACAGACAAAGUGCAGUACCAGUAGAUAAAUGCAAAGACCACAAUGAGGUAGAUUGGGAGAUCAAGAGUUCAUUCCUUCAACCUUUGAAAGGGGACUUCAAAGUUCAAAGUAAAUUUGUCAUCAGAGUAUAUAUAUGUCACCAUAUGCAACUCUGAAAUUCAUUUUCCUGCGGGCAUACUCAGCAAAUCUAGAGAAUAGUAACUACAACAGGAUCAAUGAAAGAUCAACCAGGGUGCAAAAGGCAACAAACUGUGCAAAUGCAAAUGUAAAUAAACAGCAAUAAAUAACGAGAACAUGAGAUGAAGAGUCCUUAAAGUCAGAUCAUUGGUUGUGGGAGCUUCUCAAUGGAUGGGCAAGUGAGUGUAGUUAUUC